Messenger RNA from Epinephelus moara (kelp grouper), 1826 nucleotides. RefSeq names its product protein phosphatase, Mg2+/Mn2+ dependent, 1F (gene ppm1f). NCBI's taxonomy places the organism in Eukaryota, Metazoa, Chordata, Actinopteri, Perciformes, Serranidae. Gene Ontology annotation, biological process: negative regulation of protein kinase activity; protein dephosphorylation. Gene Ontology annotation, cellular component: cytosol. Gene Ontology annotation, molecular function: protein serine/threonine phosphatase activity; cation binding. The record is from RefSeq and is a predicted model, not a curated record. The coding region runs from base 265 to 1578 and encodes 437 amino acids. The transcript is spliced from 8 exons.
GAUAGUGUUCACUGUGCCUGUCUUCCGACCAGCAGUCUUUUAACCAUCAGGGCUACCAGCGCAGGUUCAUGUGUGUGUGUGCUUUGUCAAUGAAUCUCGACUCUUUGUCUCGUCAAAGGGCGUGUUUCCCUCGGCUGUCGGUCUGUUUGUAGGCCUACUAUACUACAGGAUUGCUCCAGUUGAGCUAGCUCCAGUGUAUCCUCCUGACCUGUGAGUGCUGACCCCCUGUUCACCGGAGUGCUUACUGCAGCCAGAGCCAGCGGGAUGGAGGAGGAGGCCAGGUGCUUCCUGGGGAGGUUUGUGGAGGAGUUCCCUGCUGCUCUGGAGGAAGGCAGUCCACUGCCUGUCAGCCCUCUGAGUCGAAAAGUGUCUCUGGACGAGCUGCAUGGAGAGAGCCUGGAGCUCGGCCUGAAGCUACUGGCUGCCAGGGGUGCUCCUGCAGGCCUCAGUGCCCUGCUGUGCCAGGCAGCGCUGUCCCAACUUCUGCAGAACGACCUCUCACCUUUUCACUGCUCCCAGGAAGCUGACAGCCAGGAAGAGGAACAGCAAGUAGUCUUGCUUCAGUCAGAGGCAGUCCAACGUCUCUUCAUCAACAAGCUGAUAGAUGUGGCGCUGGCAUGGCAUCAAAACUUCCCUAAGCCCCCUCCUUCUCCCUCCCAGUUCCUCCGCUGCUCCGUCCAUGCCAUCAAGAACACCAGGAGAAAGAUGGAGGACAAACACGUCACCCUGGCUGAGUUCAACCAGCUCUUUGGAAUCCAGGACGGAGUGGAGCGUGCCUACUACGCUGUGUUUGACGGUCAUGGAGGGGUGGAUGCUGCCAUCUACGCUGCCACUCACCUCCAUGUUGCUCUGAGUAAACAGGAGACACUGCAGAGAGACGCAGCCACAGCCCUUAAAAGUGCCUUCAAAUACACUGAUGACAUUUUCAGAGGCAAAGCCAAGAGAGAGCGUCUGCGAAGUGGCACUACAGGCGUGGCAGUGCUAAUCCAGGGACAGGAGCUGACUGUGGCCUGGCUGGGAGACUCUCAAGCAGUACUGGUCAGAAAGGGACAGGCUGUUACACUCAUGGACCCCCAUAAACCAGACAGAGAGGAUGAGAAACAGAGAAUUGAGGAUCUUGGUGGCUGUAUCACCUUCAUGGGUUGCUGGCGUGUUAAUGGCACAUACGCUGUAUCCAGAGCUAUAGGUGACUUUGACCAGAAGCCCUACGUGUCUGGAGAUGCCGACUGCUCAACAACCCAGCUGUCCGGGGACGAGGACUACGUGCUGCUAGCAUGUGACGGCUUCUUUGAUGCCGUAAAACCUUCAGAGGUCCCACACAUGGUCCUGGAUGCACUCCAGCAGUCUGGUGACCCUGAGGGUGGGGAAGAUGCUCCGCUGGAACAGUCUGAGGACACUGUUGGACUGAGAGUUGCUCAACAGUUGGUAGGUCAAGCUAAAGCAGCCGGUUCUACUGAUAACAUCACAGUGAUGCUGGUGUUCCUGCGUCCACCCCAGCAGCUGCUUGCUCAAAACUCUACCACAGUACCUGCAAAAGCUACUCAGGACUCUACCUCCCAAGAUGCACCACAGCAGUGAAGAAGGAGGUCUGCAGCCCAGACACCCCUGUGCCAAGCUACUGCCCAACUCAGCAUUUCUCAGCCUAUAAAUGUCUCCAGCAGCUGUCAGACAGACUGACAACACUCAUUUGAUGCUAACAGCAGGCUGCAGUCACAUCGUGUCACUGCUUUGGAGGAAAAGUGUUAAUUCAACUGUAUUUAAACAAAAAGAUUUGAAAAGGUUUGUAAGAACAUGCAGGGCCAGAUAUCUGCGUUCCCAAAGCAAGA